Leptonychotes weddellii (Weddell seal) is the source of this 2617-nucleotide messenger RNA. The record is from RefSeq and is a predicted model, not a curated record. Lineage: Eukaryota; Metazoa; Chordata; Mammalia; Carnivora; Phocidae.
GAGGGGAGGGCUGGCUCUCCCCUGCUCGCACCCCCCCCCAUUCUGAGGCUCAGCCCUCCUCUGCGCCCACCAUCUCGGGGCUCCUGGACCGUAGGGGACCCCUUGCAGUCCCCAGAGCUGAGGCCAGCAGGGACAGAGACUAUGAGGCAAGCGGCCCACCGACCCAGGCCUCCUUAGGACCAGCCGACCGCCCAGCGAGCGGGAAAGCAGCAAGCAGCAGCAGAGAGGGGGCAGGAGAUAAAGGACCCCAGCGGACGGUUGAGGAUCACCCCCAGCAGCUCCUGCACGCCCCAGCCAGGCCGAGGGUCGUGAUGGAUGGCCAGACUCGCAGACGCUGACGGACAUGCGAUGACACCGAGGCACAGAGCUGCACAACGCGGAGCGGCUCGGAUACAACCAGUGACAGCAUCACACGCUGCCACAGCCCUGCAACACGGACACCCCUCCCCCCCCACAGAGAAACAACCGGUAACUCCGACACAGGCACAGUGACACGCAGAACCACUACCCCCAACACGCACGAGUGGGGGCAUCCGUCCUCCAAACACACGCGAGGCAGCGCUGCCUGGGACGCACGGAGCUGGAGACACGCGCCGACCCUCACCCGGGCGCUACUGGUCGUGGCCUCUGCCAUCCGCCCUGCCCCCGCGGGGACAUCCUCGCGCGUCCACACACCCGCGCACACACACAGCCACGAGCAAACAUAGCCCGCAUACCCCCAGCUUCGGCUCUGGCAGCUCCGACUCCCGCAGCCUCCUUUGUGGGUGAGGAAGAAGGGCCAACCUCGGAUGGAGCCUCGGUGAAGCUAAGAGCUCAGGGAGGAGAGGGUCUGGCCCGGCAUGACCCUCGCCAGCCCCUCCGCUUGGCUGGGUCAUGUCCCCCGGCCCGGGUCCUGGGGCCCCUUGGCAGUAUCAUGGAGCAACUGACACCCCUCCCACGGCUGGGGGACCCCAGAGCCAUGGAGCCAUGGGCCCUGCCCGCCUGGCAGAGCUGGACUCCGGGCCAGGGGCGCAAACCUGGAGGCGCAAGCCCAAGCAUCGCUGAUACUCCAGCAGCUCUGCAGGGUGCAGGGCUGAGGCCCGAGGAGAGCUCUGAGCCUGAGGGAGCCCAGAGCCCCGGGGCUAUGGGGGGCAUUGACACCGAAGGAACCAAAACUGGGCUGCCCGGCCUGAGGCACCAAGCAGCGAGCUCCAGACCCAGCUGCCCGAGGCUGGAGGACGAGGAGGUGGAGGCUCUCCCUAAGGGCAAGCUGAACAUGGGCUGCGGGGACAGGCCCAAUCCGGAGCUGCUGAGGGCCCUGGGGGAGCUGCAGCAGCGCUGUGCCAUGCUUAAGGAGGAAAAUCAGAUGCUGAGGAAGAGCAGCUUCCCUGAGACAGAGGAGAAGGUGCGGAGGCUGAAGCGGAAGAAUGCCCAGCUGGCGGUCAUUGCCAAGCGCCUGGAGGAGAGGGCCCGGAAGCUGCAGGAGACUAACCUGAAGGUGGUGAGCGCCCCUGUGCCCCGACCUGGGGCCAGCUUGGAGCUGUGCCGGAAGGCCCUGGCCCAUCAGCGAGCCCGAGACCUCAAUGAGACAGCCAGCGCCCUGCUCGCUAAGGACAAGCAGAUCGCUGCCUUGCAGCGGGAAUGCAGGGAGCUGCAGGCCAGGCUCACCCUGGCUGGCAAGGAGGGCCCCCAGUGGCUCCACGUGCGGGACUUCGACCGGCUGCUGCGCGAGUCCCAGCGGGAGGUGCUGCGGCUGCAGAGGCAGAUCGCCCUGCGCAACCAGCAGGAGCCGUCGGCGCCGCCUCGGCCCCCGGGCCCCGCGGCCCCGGUGCCAGCCCCCAUCCCUGGGCAUUUCCAGGCCACGGCCCAGGAGGACGUGGAGAACCCACCCGUGGUCCUAGGGGAGCCCGAGAGACAGCAGAGAGUGCAGCAGCUGGAGUCAGAGCUCAGCAAGAAGCGAAAGAAAUGUGAGAGCCUGGAACAGGAAGCCCGGAAAAAGCAGAGGCGAUGUGAAGAGCUGGAACUGCAGCUGAGAGAAGCCCAGAAUGAGAAUGCCCGCCUCGUGGAGGAGAACUCUCGGCUCAGUGGGAGAGCCACAGAAAAGGAGCAGGUGGAGUGGGAGAAUGCAGAGCUGAGGGGCCAGCUCCUGGGGGUGACGCAGGAGAGGGACUCGGCCCUUCGCAAGAGCCAGGGCCUGCAGAGCAAGCUGGAGAGCCUGGAGCAGGUGCUGAAGCACAUGCGGGAGGUGGCCCAGCGGAGGCAGCAGCUGGAGGUGGAGCAUGAGCAGGCCCGGCUCAGCCUGCAGGAGAAGCAGGAGGAGGUCCGGAGGCUGCAGCAGGCCCAGGCAGAAGCCAAGAGGGAACAUGAAGGGGCCGUGCAGCUGCUGGAGUCGACCCUGGAUUCCAUGCAGGUCCGGGUUCGAGAGCUGGAGGAGCAGUGCCGCACCCAAACAGAACGCUUCAGCCUCCUGGCACAGGAGCUCCAGGCCUUCCGCCUGCACCCUGGCCCCUUGGAUCUACUCACCUCUGCCCUGGGCUACAGUACCCUUGGGGACCACCCCCCACCCCCCUGCUGCUGCUCUACUCCCCAGCCCUGCCGGGGAUCCGGCCCCAAAGCAAGACUGUGUGGUCAUGGCUAG